AUGGCUUUUUCAAUUACACUGGUUACUCCAAAUCAAACCACAUAUAAACAGCCCACUGGCCUAUUCAUAAACAAUGAAUUCAUCGCCUCAAAAUCGCGCGAGAUCCUGGAAACUAUAAAUCCAUAUGACGAGUCAGUGAUCACCCAUAUCUCUGCAGCUGGAGAGGAAGAUGUCGAACUCGCCAUGCAAGCUGCUCGCGCGGCAUUCACUCCUGGCAGUGAAUGGAGAAGCAUCAGCCCAGCAGAGCGCGGAAAGCUUCUGUGGAAAGUUGCGGACCUAGUUGAAAGAGAUCAACACAUUCUGGCUACCAUUGACGCUUGGGAUAAUGGAAAGCCUUAUCAGGUUGCUCUUGAGGAAGAUGUUGGGGAGGUUAUCGGCGUAUUUAGGUACUACGCGGGAUGGGCGGAUAAAGUCCAAGGGAAAACAAUCGAUACGGGCAAUGCGAAGCUGGCAUAUACGAAGCAUGAACCUGUCGAUGCAUCGUGGAGACUUGGGCCGGCACUAGCUGGCGCUGCUCUCGCAUCCCACCUUGACGUUGAUAAGAUUGCUUUUACUGGCAGCACAUUAACUGGUAAAGCUAUUGCCAAGCUAGCCUCAGUCAACCUUAAGAACAUCACUCUCGAGACCGGGGGUAAAAGCCCGCUGUUAGUCUUCAAUGAUGCAGAUCUCGAUCAAGCUGUCAAAUGGUCGCAUAUUGGAAUAAUGAGCAACAUGGGCCAGAUUUGCACCGCAUCAUCCCGUAUUUUUGUAAAAGAAGGGGUCUAUGAAGAUUUUGUUCGCCAGUUCAAAGAUUACACUGUGCAGAAUACGCGAAUUGUUUCUCAAUUUGAUCCACAGGUGACUCAUGGUCCGCAAGUGUCGAAGGUACAGCAAGGAAAGAUCUUAGAAUACGCCAAAAGUGCCAUGUCAGAUGGGGCACAGUUGAUAUUGGUUGCGAGGGAAGAAGUCUUUGGGCCCUUUGUCGUUGUCCAGUCAUUCAAAACCGAAUCAGAAGCCAUUUCAAAGGCGAAUGACUCAAAGUACGGGCUUGGAGCUGCAAUUUUCACUCGGGACGUAGUCAAGGCACAUAGGGUAGCUGGCCUCAUUGAGUCCGGAAUGGUCUGGAUCAAUAGCUCACAGGAUUCACACUAUGCCAUUCCCUUUGGAGGCUACAAACAGAGUGGAGUUGGUAGAGAAUUGGGAGAAUAUGCUCUAUUGGCAUAUACCCAGGUCGAAGCUGUUCAUGGUAAUAACCCUUGCCAUGUUCCCGUGAAACCUUGA
Talaromyces amestolkiae is the source of this 1260-nucleotide messenger RNA. RefSeq lists its product as uncharacterized. The coding region runs from base 1 to 1260 and encodes 419 amino acids. The transcript is spliced from 6 exons. Gene Ontology annotation, molecular function: oxidoreductase activity, acting on the aldehyde or oxo group of donors, NAD or NADP as acceptor. The record is from RefSeq and is a predicted model, not a curated record. NCBI's taxonomy places the organism in Eukaryota, Fungi, Ascomycota, Eurotiomycetes, Eurotiales, Trichocomaceae.